UAACCAAAGCUUCUUGGUUCUCACGGGGCUCUCAAAUGGGUCUCUCCCGAAUUUUCCCUCUUGUAUCAAAACUAUCCAAAAACUUCAUUCGCAAUCGAACACUCCCUACCGAAAAUCCAUCUGGGUUCCUCUGCAACCGCACUGCUAGUUUUCACAGAGCAAUCCACGACGGUCUGGAAAAACCCCUAGUGAUAGAUGACGCCGGUGAUAAAACCCCACUUCUCAAAAACCCCGAAGUCUCAGAAGAUGCUGAGAAAAUCUGUAAAAUUCUAUCCACCAGAAGCUCUAAUUCCCCAAUCGAGAGCUUCCUCGACGGCGCUUCAGUCGAGGCGUCGCCGACGCUUGUGGUGGAGGUCUUGAAGAAGCUCAGCAACUCCGGCGUCCUCGCGCUCUCGUUUUUCCGGUGGGCGGAGAAGCAGAAAGGGUUUAAGCACAGCACGGAGAGCUACAAUGCGUUGAUCGAAGCUCUGGGUAAGAUCAAGCAGUUCAAGGUGAUGUGGGAAUUGGUGAAUGAAAUGAAGAUCAAUGGGAUGCUGAGCAAAGAGACUUUCGCACUGAUUUCACGGCGAUAUGCGAGGGCGAAGAAGGUUAAGGAAGCCAUUGAUGCGUUCGAGAAGAUGGCGAAGUUUGGAAUGAAGGUGGAAGGGUCAGAUUUCAAUAGAUUGAUUGAUACUCUGAGCAAGUCGAGGCAGGUUGAGAGAGCACAGGAGGUGUUUGAUAAAAUGAAGAAGAGAAGGUUUGAACCCGAUAUCAAGUCGUACACGAUUUUAUUGGAAGGAUGGGGCCAAGAACAGAACUUUUUGAGGUUGAAUGAGGUUUAUCGAGAGAUGAAGGACGAGGGUUUUGAUCCGGAUGUUGUGACAUAUGCUAUUCUGAUCAAUGCACAUUGUAAAGCGAAGAAGUACGAUGAAGCGAUUGAGUUGUUUCGCGAGAUGGAGGCAAAGAAUAUCAAGGCUACUCCUCAUAUAUUCUGCAUUUUGAUUAAUGGGUUGGGUUCUGAAAAGAGGCUGAGUGAAGCCCUUGAGUUUUUUGAAUUGAACAAAGCCAGUGGUUUCGUACCGGAGGCACCCACGUACAAUGCUCUUGUGGGGUCUUACUGCUGGUCGAUGCGGAUGCAGGAUACGUUUAGGGUGGUGGAUGAGAUGAGGAAAUGUGGAAUCGGUCCCAAUGCCCGAACUUACGACAUAAUCUUGCAUCACUUGGCAAAGGCUCGAAGAACCGAACAAGCUUACUCCAUUUUCCAGCAAAUGAGUAGGGAGCCUGGCUGUGAGCCAACAGUAAGUACGUAUGAAAUCAUGGUGAGGAUGUUUUGUAACGAGGAGCGCGUCGAUAUGGCAAUGCAGGUUUGGGAUCUGAUGAAGACCAGAGGAGUCCUGCCGGGAAUGCACAUGUUCUCCACAUUGAUUAACAGCUUGUGUCAUGGGAAUAAGUUAGAUGACGCUUGCAAGUACUUUCAAGAGAUGCUGGAUGCCGGUAUUCGACCUCCAGCACAGUUGUUUAGUAAUUUGAAACAAGCGCUGCUCGACGGGGGAAGAAAGGAUGUUGUGAUAAGUUUGGGUCUGAAGAUUGACAGACUGAGGAAAACUCCGUUAGUUGGGUUGCGCUAAAGAGUAAUAUCCAAGAGCCAUUCUACAUGUAGUGAUGGCAGCUAAAGACUGAUGUAUUAGAGUUUUGGAGCUUAUUUUUGUUUAUCCAGUGUUCAAAUUGUGGUACUAUUGUUUGACAACGUUGCAUAUUACUUGGAGGAAAUCAGAAAACGAAAGUUGCACAGAUCAACGUUCGAAAA
Molecule: messenger RNA, 1786 nt
Organism: Pyrus x bretschneideri (Chinese white pear)
Lineage: Eukaryota; Viridiplantae; Streptophyta; Magnoliopsida; Rosales; Rosaceae
Product: pentatricopeptide repeat-containing protein At1g71060, mitochondrial-like
Exons: 1
Coding region: 36-1607 (523 amino acids)
Molecular function (GO): protein binding
Source: RefSeq, a predicted model, not a curated record